Molecule: messenger RNA, 1804 nt
Organism: Panicum hallii
Lineage: Eukaryota; Viridiplantae; Streptophyta; Magnoliopsida; Poales; Poaceae
Product: 30S ribosomal protein S9, mitochondrial
Exons: 5
Coding region: 81-1304 (407 amino acids)
Biological process (GO): translation
Cellular component (GO): ribosome; cytosolic small ribosomal subunit
Molecular function (GO): RNA binding; structural constituent of ribosome
Source: RefSeq, a predicted model, not a curated record
AAAGCGGAAACAAAACGAAUCAAGCCGCUAAAACCCUAGCUCCCCCGCCGAAUGGUCGCCGCCCUCCUCCGCGCACCACCAUGCUGCUCCGCCGCCUCCUCCUCUCCUCCCGCCACUUCCGGCACGGCCUUCAAACCGUAGCUCCGGCCACCAGCGCCUCGUCCUCCGCCUCCUCCUCUCCGCUUCCAUUUCGCCGCCUCCGGGACCUCCUCCCCUCGCGCGUCCUCUCCCCAAGGCACCUCUCCACCUCCGGCCGCGACGACGACGGCAACAAGCCAUGGAGUUUCGCGGCGGACUCGGGCGAUCCGGACCCCUUCGCCCAUGAGGACGCCGCAGCUGACGCUGGAGAGGCGCUGCCAGUAGGACCUGCGGCCGUGGGCGACGAGCCCUGGACGAAGGACUUCGGCGUGGAAGGCGAGAAUGGGGACGUGUUCGAGGGGAUCUACAAGGAGGCGGCGUCGGCGGUCCCGACGAGCGGAGAGGCGGCUCCGGCCGGUGACGAGGAGCAAUGGACGCUGAGUGGGGAUGAGAAGGAUCCCUUUGCCGAUGCCGUGCUCGGGGAGGGGAUCGAUGGGAUUCAAAGAGAGGAUGGUGGGCUCGAUGAGCUCGAUGCGGGUGAAGACCCUGAGGCUGAGCUGAAGCGACAGAAGAACGUGGAGAGGGAGAAGGAGCUGAUGGAGAUACUCAAAGGUCCAAAUCGUGCAUUUGGUGAUCUCAUUGCAAACUCUGGGAUCACUGAGGGAAUGAUUGAUAGUUUGAUCCUCUUAAAGGAUGUCAGGGAUGUUCCGGGAUUGCCUCCCCUAAGUGAAAUAGAAGAUGAAGGUAUCCAGAAACUGAGUGCAACAUCAAGUAGAGCUGAAGUCGAGCGCCAAAAGCAAGAAGAAAUUGCCAAGGCACGAGUAAGACAGGUUGAUGAGAAAGGAAGGGCUUAUGGAACAGGGAAAAGGAAAUGCAGCAUUGCCCGUGUUUGGAUUGAGCCUGGUGAUGGCAAAUUCAUUGUUAAUGAAAAGGAGUUUGAUGCUUACUUCCCAAUUCUGGACCAUCGAGCCGAACUUCUUCGUCCAUUUACAGUUACCAAGACUUUGGGGCUUUGGGAUGUGACCUGUACUGUGAAAGGUGGUGGCGUCUCAGGACAAGUUGGAGCUAUCCGCUUAGGAAUCAGCAGGGCGUUGCAGAAUUGGGAACCAGGACUGCGUCCAUAUCUCAAAGCAGCUGGAUAUUUGACAAGAGAUUCGCGCGUGGUCGAAAGGAAAAAGCCUGGAAAGGCAAAAGCAAGAAAGAGCUUCCAAUGGGUCAAGCGGUAACAGGGUUAUCAGCAGAACUACCAUAUAUUUUUGUGGCAGGUCUCUGCUCUUCGUUGUGGGUUUUCUUGUCAAUGUGGAGAUCUCCUUGCACUUGGUCUGCGGAAGGUCCUUUCAGCUUGAUACUAAAAUACUCCAGCUUAUAUCGACAUGGGGAUCAUGCUAUACUUGAGUAUUCUAUUUAUGAAAUGAUCACACAGCGAAUUGAUCCAGAAAACAUCGUUUGACCUAAUCAAGAUUCAGAAGCUGCUCUGCAAUGAGCUGCCAAUAAAACUCGUUCAGCUCUGAUGAAAAAUCCCCUCACCUCGAUGAGGGUUUCAUGGCUGAGAAACAGGUUUCAUAUGCCAACAGAUGAUUAUGAUAAUUUGCUUCACAAUUUUUUCUUUCUUCUCCAUGUUUGUUCAUGUACUCUAGCCUUCAGGUAAUCAUUUGACUAUGGUAAAGGCGUUGUACACGAUUGGUUUGUGUCUGAAAUAAUAGCUAGUAAGUCCCAAUCUCUGGCA